AUGGCCAUUAUCAUGGCACUUUUAAGUGGUUUUGUUGGAGUUUACACAGGCUAUAAUAAAGAAACGUCCUUCGAGGAACAUAAAUAUUUUGAUGUUGUUGUCAACAAGGGAUUUUUCCAUGGAUAUUCACUAAUUACAGUUCUCAUGAUUAUCAACCAUGCCCUAAGUGGGAUUGCUGUGUCCAUGGUGAUGAAGUAUGCUGACAAUAUUGUGAAGCAACCUGCUGGGAAAAACCUGGAAGGUGGUGGUGUUGGUAGUGGAGGUCUCCAGGAACUGAUACCUUGUGUUGCAAGGACAGCUGUCGCUGUGGGAGUGGAUGGGCUUUUUAUGGAGGUGCAUAAUGAUCCACUUAAUGCUCCGGUUGAUGGUCCAACACAAUGGCCUCUGCGACAUUUAGAACGGCUUCUAGAAGAGCUUGUGGCAAUUGCUGCAAGUUUUAACUGUAUAAGGCAACAAAAGGGGUGGAUGAUUCAGUUUCUAGUGAAAAAAGAGGAUGUGGGAGGAAGGAGUGAGUGGCGGUGGUGGGGAUGAGAGUUGCAGAAGUAAACCCUUCUCGUGUUUGGGUUUAGGGCAAGAAGAAGAGGAAUAGUAAUUAACUAUUUUUAAAUGAAUUAAUAAUUAUAAAAAAGUAAAAGAAAAAACCAGUAAGGGCAUAGUUGUCAUUUUACAUUGAUUAGGGACCAAAUUCGAAACAAAAUAAAAUUAUAGGGAUGAUUCGAGUUAAAAAUUCUUUGUAGGGACCAACCACGCAGACUACCACAAACCAUAGGG
Lactuca virosa is the source of this 771-nucleotide messenger RNA. Lineage: Eukaryota; Viridiplantae; Streptophyta; Magnoliopsida; Asterales; Asteraceae. The record is from the annotation of a GenBank genome assembly.